This is a messenger RNA of Manduca sexta (tobacco hornworm), 2225 nucleotides long. RefSeq names its product facilitated trehalose transporter Tret1. The record is from RefSeq and is a predicted model, not a curated record. Lineage: Eukaryota; Metazoa; Arthropoda; Insecta; Lepidoptera; Sphingidae. Gene Ontology annotation, biological process: transmembrane transport. Bases 93 to 1508 code for a protein of 471 amino acids. Gene Ontology annotation, cellular component: membrane. Gene Ontology annotation, molecular function: transmembrane transporter activity. The transcript has 8 exons.
CCAGAUAAGACUGACUGAAAUCUUCAUUCGUUUUCUGCUUGCCGAGUGGUUUAAAAGAGAAUAGUUUUGCUAUUAUUUUGUUAUUUGCAACAAUGACUAAGAUAGUGCAAGUCGCGUGUACAGGGAUAGUAUGCUGCCUCUGCUUAAGCAUGGGCGUGAUGUUCUCAUGGCCCUCAUCCACGCUGCGUCUCUUCGAAUCGCGGAACACCACACUCCACCGGCCCAUGACAGAGGGUGAGCUGGCUCUCUUCGGCAGUCUGUCUUCCAUCGGUGCGUUGAUCAGCACCCCAGUAGCUGGCAUGUUCCUUGAUAGGUUGGGGCGAAAGUAUUCCGCGAUUGUAUUUGGACUGAUGGCAGUGCUAUCCUGGGUAAUGAUAAUCAGCUGCAAUCGAGUAGAAGUACUAUUGACAGCUAUCUUCGUAUCGGGUCUUAGCGGCGCUGUGUUCCUGGUAGUGCCUGUGUUUGUCAGUGAGAUUUGCGAGGAAUCCAUACGAGGCGCGAUGACUUCAGGCACCAUGAUCUUCUACGGAAUCGGUAUGCUGAUCUCCUAUCUCCUCGGAGGGCUUCUGGAGUACCACACGAUGACCUACGUCUGCCUGACCAUGUCAGUUAUGGUGACUGUGAUGCUGAGCUUUCUUAAAGAAUCGGCGCCUUGUUUGUUGGCGAAGGGUAUGGAAGAGGAAGCAAAGAAGUCAAUUGCCUUCUACACACAAGCAAAAAUAGACUCCAAAGAAGUAAUGGAAGAGAUGAAUAUCUUACGAAGGGCCCUUCAAGCCGAUUUGGACACUCCUGAUGCCACUCCUGAGGAAGAAAAGUUGAAACCACUGGAUAAGCCAAAGGAGAAAUUGUCGACUUAUCAGUUUAUUAAACGGUCCCGUUCAACCCGACAAGCUCUCCUCAUGUGCUUCGUCAUUAUGACAGCGGCGAUCUUCCAGGGUCUGGUGGUGAUUCAGGUCUACGCCGAGCCAUUGUUCGAGGAGGCAAUCCCCAACAUGUCGGCUACUGUGUGCAGUGUAUUGAUGGCUGUUGUUACUAUUGUGGCCGGGUUACUGGCAGCGUAUCUUACCGAAGUGGCUGGUAGACGGCCCUUGAUGAUAUACGGGUCGAUCGCCUCUGGACUCACUUGCGUCCUACUGGGAACCCAAAUCCACUUCCACUGGGGUCCUAAUUGGGUGACAGCGGUGGUCAUUUACCUGUUUGCUAUAAUGUACAGUCUAGGGGCUGGCACAGUGCCCUACGUUCUAGCCGCAGAAGUGUUCCUGCCUGAAGUGAAGAGUUUCGUCACGAUGCUGGUGGUGGAAUGGGCGUGGUUAUGCAACUCCGUCAUUCUUUUCAUUUUUAACCCACUACUCCACGCGAUAGGGCUUGGCCCAGUCUUCUAUAUAUUCGCGGUAGUUUGCUUCCUCACAGCUCUAUACUGCAUUGUUUAUAUGCCUGAGACUAAGGGUCUGGCUGUAGACGCCAUCCAGACGUUGUUUAUUAAGCGAAGAAAAGGGCGGGAAUAUUAAAUUUUUAGGUUAGUUUUUUGUGAAAUUAUUAUGUGAAGCAGUUUUAAUUCUUAGUUCGUAAUUAACGGGUAACCAAAGAAUAUAACUUGUAGACAUACUAUGCGAAGAUAUAAUAGCAUUGUAUAAAUUAGUUUUAAUGUGCUUUAUAUUUCAAAGAGAAAUCGCUAGAAUGACACGAAUUUAUAGUUUGAUUGUUGAAUUAAUGUUGUUAUUGAACAUCAUUCUGAGGGUCAGAUAUAAUAAUAAAAUUAUUAACUAAAUAGUUAAGAAAUAUGUUUUAAAACAUAAAGUUUUACCCAGAGUCUAUAAUAUCUAACCUAAUAGGUGAUCGGUAAAACGGGGGUGAAUAGAUCCUAGGGCAAAAAGGGAGCGAAAUUUCGAUCGAAAUGCAAAUUGCAACUUUAGUAUAAUUUUUACGUGGGUUAUACAGAUAAGUAGCUUAAUUAUUUUUUAAUCCCUUCAGUCCUCUUCACCGGUAUUCUAUCUUUUUUGUAGUUUCAUGAAAGAAUGUUACAAGAAUCUAGAUUUAUACUGCAAUAAAAAUCAUAAAAAUAAUACCAUUUCUCCGUUGCCGUGUGAAAGGACAAACCAACGAACACACUUUCUUAAUUCUCUUGGUAACACCAAAAAAGUUUUUACCUGUCAGUAUAUUGGUUGAUAAUUUAAAAAGAUCUUAUCGUAAAUAGCGUAAUAAAAAGAAAUUAUUGUGACGCGUUA